GCGGGACGCGGGCCCGGCGGGCGGAGCGGGGCCCUCCCGGCUGUGCCCUGCUGCCCUCGGGCUCGGGAAGCAGCGGGCCGACGGCGUCUGGGGCUCUUCUCCCCCACAGGGUUGGGGACCGGGGGGCCCUGUGCCACCUGUUGGGACGUCAGCUGAAGGAGCCCCGCGAUGGCCCAGAGGCUGGCGCUCCAGCGGCUGCUCUCCCUCCCCACGCGGGGGCCCCUGGCAUCCCACGGCAGAGCCUUGGGCACCUCAGCUGGCCGCAGGAGCACUUUCAACGUGCAGGAUGGCAGCGACUUCCAGGACCGUGUGGUGAACAGCCCUAAGCCUGUUGUGGUGGACUUCCAUGCGCAGUGGUGUGGUCCCUGCAAGAUCCUAGGCCCCAGGUUAGAGAAGCUAGUGGCCAAGCUGGAGGGGAAGGUGCUGAUGGCCAAGGUGGACAUUGACGAUCACACAGACCUUGCUAUCGAGUAUGAGGUGUCAGCAGUGCCAACUGUGCUGGCUAUGAAGAAUGGAGACGUUGUGGAUAAAUUUGUGGGCAUAAAGGACGAGGAUCAGCUGGAGGCAUUCCUCAAGAAACUCAUUGGAGCCUGAAGUAAAAGGGUGGCUGUACCUCUGCCUCUGGAAACAUCCAUUUUGUGCAUUCCUUGCCUGGGAGAGCUGAGGGCAGGUCAAUUGCUUGCCCUGUACAACACAGGGGUUUCUUCUGUUUCGGUGUUUUUAGGAGAUGGAAAAUGUUGUAAUCCUUCCCUCCUUCUCCCCCUUCUCAUGAGCAGCAGUAGCUGUAAAGGGUGCUGAGGAGCAGGGCUGCUUAUUCUCAAAACAGGGAAUGUGGCUGGAAUUAGGAGCCUGUGUUUAUCAGCCAAGAGCUGACGUGCAGAGCUGCUGCUGCUGAGUUAAGAGGAGGAAUGUUUUUGUCUUUGCUUCACAUCUGAUAGCCCAGAGCAGAGGGCAGCUGCUCCCUUCAAGAUGAUGGUACAUACCUGCCCUGGGUGGGUUCGUUUAAAGCUGAGAAUGCCUCUACCUUGUCCGUGAAACCUGUCUCUUUCUUCCUCUGUCCUUAUGUUGCUGAGACAGGUACAACUCCUCCACAAAUCUAUGGGCUCCCAUCAUAAUUUUAUAAGAGAAAAUAGGGAGAAGUAUUUUAUGGAUCUCCUUUUGUAUGUCUGCAGUAGAGAACUUUUAUCAGUCACUGCUGUCUAGCCGGGAGAAUAAAUCGAUUCUCACAAAUCUGUCUGUCCAGAGAGAUGAGUUGGGAGUAUCAGCAGCACAGUUUCUAAUGAUGGGUUGGGAAAGUGUAGGUUAUGACUUGAUCCCUACUGAAAGGUCAUGUGUUGAAAAACAAAAUAGGGGAUUCCUUCCAUGGGGCUUUCAGUGCUGCCUGGAGGAUCUCCUUUGUGUGCUGCUGGAUCCAGGGGGCCAGAGGGAGGACUCACCUCUCACACACAGAUGAGCAGCUGCCCACUGCACAAAAGGAACCUGAGCUGUGCUCGCUCCCCCUGUGCUUUUCUCACCCCUCCCCUGUCUGUGGAGCCUGAGAGCCUCCCUCUCCCUGUUGUGAAUAAUUAAAUGUGUUCACACAGGUGAGCUCUGCCAGAAGGCAGCUUUUUGAUUUCAACUGCCCUGACCUUUGGACUAAGGGUGCCAGCUGUGGGCCUUCUAUCUGAGCAGCCUUCACCCCUUCCAACCUCUUCCUUCUCACAUACACCUGUUUCCUGUCAACCUGGCUUCUGAGUCCUCCCAGCCUCCUCCUGUGCUUGUAGGCAGAGUACAACACUAGCAGUGGUUACUACUGUACUGUUUAAUUCCAGCUUGCUUAUCUAAGCUGCAUGAGAACAUUUUAAGUGCUUAAUAACCAUGUACAACCUGCUUUUUUUUUUUUUUUUGCUUUUUUUUUUUACCACAUCUUCUGUUUCCUUCAGUCACUUUAAAUCUGCUUUGGCUUUGUUCCAUUUCACCUCCCUGGCAUAUGAGCAGCCAGGUAAUUUUUUUUUCUGCACCUCUGCAGUAAUGAUUUAUGACCUUUGAAGGAGCCAGGGGAGUGGUGAUCCAAUUCCUGCUGCAACUGCAGUGCUGCUGGCUGGCAUCAGUGCUCCCACCUGCUCCUGUCACGCUGGAGCCUGGGCCAUGGCACAAGGUGGUACUGGUCCCCUGAGGUGGGUGCCUCCCAUUUGGGCUGGGCUGAUCUCACCGCUGGCACGCUGCUAGAGGUGAUGUCACUUGGAUGUAAUCUGGUGAAGAACUGUUGGUCAGUUAUGAUCAAUAAAAACUGGUAUUUCAUUUUAUUCUGGAGAUUA
Molecule: messenger RNA, 2297 nt
Organism: Poecile atricapillus (Black-capped chickadee)
Lineage: Eukaryota; Metazoa; Chordata; Aves; Passeriformes; Paridae
Product: thioredoxin, mitochondrial-like
Exons: 4
Coding region: 169-594 (141 amino acids)
Biological process (GO): cell redox homeostasis
Cellular component (GO): mitochondrion
Molecular function (GO): protein-disulfide reductase activity
Source: RefSeq, a predicted model, not a curated record